Molecule: messenger RNA, 1002 nt
Organism: Pyrus x bretschneideri (Chinese white pear)
Lineage: Eukaryota; Viridiplantae; Streptophyta; Magnoliopsida; Rosales; Rosaceae
Product: peroxidase 10
Exons: 4
Coding region: 1-1002 (333 amino acids)
Biological process (GO): response to oxidative stress; hydrogen peroxide catabolic process
Molecular function (GO): peroxidase activity; heme binding
Source: RefSeq, a predicted model, not a curated record
AUGACUCACAAAAUCAUCUCCUGCUUCACCAUUCCUUUAUGCUUGUUCUUGUUUUUGUGUCCUUUUGUUCAUAUGUAUCCCUUUUCGUAUACUAGCCAGCUCGAUUACAAUUUCUACGACAGAGCGUGUCCUCGCUUGUCAAUGAUUGUCCGGUACAAUAUUUGGGCAGCUCUCAAGAACGACACCAGGAUGGCUGCAUCCCUUCUUCGGAUGCACUUUCAUGAUUGUAUUGUCAAUGGAUGUGACGGAUCAGUGCUUCUUGAUGACACAGAUGACUUCAAGGGCGAGAAGAAUGCUCCAGCAAAUCACAAUUCUCUUCGAGGGUUCGAAGUGAUCGACAGUAUAAAAGCAGAUGUCGAAAAAUUCUGCCCAUCAACUGUUUCGUGUGCCGAUAUUUUGACUCUUGCAGCAAGAGAAGCUGUUGUUCUGUCAGGAGGGCCUUUUUGGCCUGUUCCAUUGGGCAGAAGAGAUGCAACGACAGCAAGUGUGAAGGCAGUUAAUGAACAAUUACCAUCACCUUUUGAGCCUUUAGCGAAUAUCACUGCCAAGUUCACAUCAAAGGGUCUUGACAUUAAAGAUGUUGUAGUCCUCUCAGGUGGACACACCCUAGGGUUUGCUCAAUGCUUCACCUUCAAGAGAAGGCUCUUCAACUUCGACGGCUUGGGCAACCCUGACCCAACACUUGAUUCUUCGGCCCUAUCAAGCUUGAGAAGAAUAUGUCCAAAGAAUGAUGAAGCAAACAGCAAUGUUGCUCCUCUUGAUUCCACAAAUGUCAAAUUUGACAAUACCUAUUACACAAACCUGGUUCAAAACACAGGUCUUCUAGAAUCUGAUCAGGCAUUGGUGAAUGAUCCAAAUACUGCUGCAAUGGUGAACUCUUACAGUGGGAACCCAUUCCUUUUCAAUAACGAUUUUGCAGCAUCAAUGGUGAAACUUGGUAAUGUUGGAGUACUGACUGGGGAAAACGGGCAAAUAAGGAAGAAAUGUGGAUCUGUGAACUAA